Messenger RNA from Symbiodinium natans, 1449 nucleotides. Lineage: Eukaryota; Dinophyceae; Suessiales; Symbiodiniaceae. The record is from the annotation of a GenBank genome assembly.
AUGUGGACAGGCAAGCCUGAUCCUGAGGGCAACGAGGUGCCGAAAGCCAAGAGGUUUCGAAGGGAUUGUCUGGAGAUGGCAGUGUCCAACGAGGUGAGUUCUCAGAGGAGUGCCAGGCUUGCUAAAAAUGCACAGCUGGCGGGGGCGAGGCAUGUCCAAGACAUUGCCAAGCUCAGCACGACCCCCUCCAAGAAUAUCAACAGGGACUUGCUUCGUAAGGCAGUCAGGAACACGAAAUGGCCCAGUGUAUAUGAAGCCCAAGUUCCUUUUCACAGUGAGCAGACAAACAAGCGCUUCAUGGGUAAGAUGGUCUUCCUCCUGCCUCACGAGGUCAUCCACACCCUGCUGAAGGUCAACACAGUGGAGGACUUAAAGCAGACCCAAGGACCUGCUUUUUUCCAGGGUCGACCAGAUAUUGCAGAAUGCAUUGACCGAGUGCAGAGGCAGCAUGGCUUGGCAGCUCCCUCAAUGGCCCUUGGACUCUGGAUCGAUGCUGUCCCGUUUAAUAGCGACUGCAGUCAAUCGCUGGAGUGUGUCACCCUUUCCAUUCUUGGCUUGAGAGAUUGGCGAGUUCCGGUUUGCUGCUACCCUAAAGCCUUCGAACAGAAAGAUGCAACACACGAGGCCAUCCUGGGCAUCCUCAGCUGGUCUUUCAAGUGCUUAUUGUCAGACCCCAUUCAACAGCACGGAUGCUUACCGGGCCAAGAUCCUGCGACAGAGCCCCGACGGCACGAUUGGAAUGGCAUGUGUGUUGGGCGAGUUGCGGGGGGAUUGGAGCAUGCUGAAGCUCUACAUGUGCCCAGCUGGUCGUCCUACCACAUCUGCUGGUUGUGCCAGGUGAAGAAGACCGAUGUCAAGAAUGUUUCCCGAGAUGCUGCCUGGCGGCAGGAGCGAUUGGGGCACAUGGACUUCUUGCUCAGGCAGCCACGGGAAGGCCGGAUGAUCAGCAAUUUCUUCAGCAUUCCAGGCAACAGCAGGAAAGAGAAGUGUGCCAGGCUGUUCGACAAGCUGAAAGCAUACUAUGCUGCACAUCCCGAGGUGGACAGCAAACUGCCCAAACUGCUCCCCACCAUGCUUCGUUUUGAGGAAAAGAGCAAAAAGAAAAGCCCGAAGCUUCGUGCCAAGGCCGGGGAGUGUCGAGGCCUCAUUGCCUGGCUUCUUGAACUUGCAGAGGAGUUGCUGGAUCCUGCCUCCUCGGAGGAGGCAUGCAUGUUGCAGGGCUGCCGGAGAUUAGGGGCGCUUUACAGUUUGCUCCGGACCGCCCACUGGGACCCUCAGGCCUUCGAGGAGGAAGCCCGUGAGUUCGUGUUGCUUUUUGCAGCUCUAGAGGAGCAUUUUUUGUUAGCCUGGCCUGGCAGCAAGGUUUUUAAGGUCAAACCCAAAGCACAUCUCCUCAUGGAGAUGUCUGUGUUGGGAGGCCAAUCCCUCGUCUCACUGGACCUACCGUGA